CGACACCUCGCAACAGCACCGCCCCGACCGACCUCUGGCGCCGCCGCAGUGCACCCGAGCACACGCAUCGGCGGCAGCGCCACCAGGCGGUACCCGCACCAGCGGAUAGAGCGCGACCUCCCCGAGCUCAAGUCCCGCGCACCCCUGUACCUCUCGAUCGCCCUCAUUUCAGCCGCCGCGUGGGGCCUCUUCCUCGCAUACGCGACCAACGGCGAGCGCGCCAACUCGUCCGUCGUGCGCUCGCUCGCGUUCCAGCUCCGCAGCUGGCCCGCCGUCAAAGAGUUCCUCGGCGACGGCGUCAAGAUUGAGCCCGUCGUCGCCGACUUUGUGCGCAUCAAGGGCUCGAUCAACAUGCUCGCCGGCCGCAUCGACGUCCAGUUCCGAGUGCGCGGCUCCAAGGCCGCCGGCACCGCCUCGUUCACGUCGAUCCGCCGCGGCAAGGACGGCCGGUUCGAGGUCCUGCGCUGGAAAGUGACGCGCGACGACGGGGCCGUCCUCGACUUG
Rhodotorula graminis WP1 is the source of this 504-nucleotide messenger RNA. RefSeq lists its product as uncharacterized. The record is from RefSeq and is a predicted model, not a curated record. Lineage: Eukaryota; Fungi; Basidiomycota; Microbotryomycetes; Sporidiobolales; Sporidiobolaceae. The transcript has 4 exons. The annotation marks the transcript as partial. Gene Ontology annotation, biological process: mitochondrial respiratory chain complex IV assembly. Gene Ontology annotation, cellular component: mitochondrial inner membrane.